AUCAAUCGUUGAAACCAUAAUUGCGAGAUUAUCUUCAUAUUUGAGUUAAUUUUUCCAACUGUAAAUUUGGAGUAUGUAUACAUCUAUAAGGUGAUAUUAAUAAGUAAUAAUUUUAAAUACAAUUUGACAUUUUUGGGCUUUAUCGGUACAUGGGUAUUUUAGAUAUAUUGGGGAAAGGUUUGGUGACUUAUAAAUAAAUAUAGCGAUUAAAUGUCUCUUCUUAAGAAAAGUGUUACAGUAAAACCGUUACUAAUCAUUGUAAACAUAUAUUACAAAUAAAACCUAGUGGUUUAAUAAAAAUUUAGUACACUUGUAAAUAUUCAUAGUCGAAGUGCUUAAAUUUAAGGUUGGUAGAGGGUAAAAUAAUUUUUACAGAUACAUACAUCUUAUCAUAAUAAUAUGCACAUAGCGACGACAUGGAUGCUUAAAUAUACGACAGUCGUAUUUAUGUUUACAAUUAGACAUUUAGAAAGUCGGGAAAGCACCAAGUGGACGAAAUUAUUUUUCGGCAACUUGAAUGUAUCGGCAUCUACAAACUCAUUCGUUGCAUGGCCCUGAUAAUCAGUAUAAUUUCAUCCAAAUCGUUCAAAGCAGGAAACUGUAAUCUUGUUACGUCAAUUGAAAAAAAACUGAAAAUUAUUAAUGUCGAGCAUAAGUUCAAUUGAAUUUUUUUAAGUUAUCUGAAUUCAAAUUUAAGUGGAUUCGUUAUCAUAAAGUCAAGCAGUAAGACUUGGCGUCCCUCAAUAACUCUGAGUAGUGUGGGGUGAGAUCGGCCUAUUUAGUUCGGAGUCUAAACGCAUUUCCUCCAGAAUUAGUUCCCGUGUAGAAUGUGACCUCUUGAAUAAAACCAAUUGCGAAAUAGGUGGCAAAGAAAAAUAAUCGCAAGAGGAACAUUGUGAUGAUAUUUGUUCUGUUAGUGGACUUAUGACGUUGUUAACAACUGGUUGGAUUUUAUACGGAUUAUUAUUGCGUAAUACCGUCUGCGAUGGGGCAGUGUGUAGUGUUACCUGUGUCAGGGUAAUACAUGCACCGAGUUGAUGUUCACCUCAGAUAAUUGACAAACAUAUCUAGGGAAUUUAUACGCGAUGGAAUAUAAUAAUUAUGUAAUGGUCAGGUUUACAUAAUUGGCUUGUGUUGUCUUAAAAUGUCAAUUCUGUAAGUGUUUGUAGAUAACGACUUAUACAUAUAUUCAAAGCGAUAUCUUCCUCCUCUUAUAAAUUAAUUGAUUUGUAAUAUAAUAAUAAUUAUUUUCUGUUCUACAGAAUUCUACUGUGGCGUCCGAGUGUGAAUUACCAUAAUGGCUGUAAUUACCGGUAACCCAAGGCCCACUGAAUGGAUUGGAGUAGGUCUUACCCUAAGGAUAUCCCCUACCUUGUAUUAGGCAUUAUCAAACCCUACGCGCACAAGUGACGAUUUCAUGAAGGCAAACGUGCUGGCAAAUUCCGAUUUCUUGCCGAUGUCAUGGGUGCAACAAAACUUACACCGCUUCGGUACCGAAUAAGUACUAUAUUUGGUUGUACCUCCAAUACUGACACACCUUCAGUAUAAAUUCGGCACCGGUUUGUUGGUAUACAGCCUACACCGUUCAUAUGGUACCUAUCUAGUACUGGUAAAUAUCGGUGACGAUUUUUAAGUCACCCAAUCGGUACUGGCUCGGCAGCUUGAUUUUUGUACACAUAACAAGAGUACCUGUCACGUACCGGCCAGUUACCGAUCAGGGAUUGAUGAGACUGUAAAUUGGCGGGGGUCUCAAUCCAUCAUCUGCAGUGACGAGUUAGAUUGCACGUUGCGAAUAAAAACCAUAAAUAUGGAUUUAAAAAAGUUCUCUGUUGUCCAUUUCGUCGACGAAAACAGUUAUGAAGUUAUCCCGUCGACUUGGAUAACCCCGGACCAAACGCGUGGUUCGUUUCCGUCAAAUAAACCGAAAGGGCUGCAAAAAUUACAAUCUACACCUGACUCUCCUUACAAUUCUGCUUGGCCAUUGUGGAACAUAAAGAUAAUCAAGACUUAUGACAAAUAACAAGAAGGCUGGAAGUGUGGUCAAAGGACUCGAAACUAGUGACAUUGAACAGGUGAGGAAGUCUCGACGUAACAUUCCACCACAAUUACCGUCGGAACAAAUAAUCGAACCGGAUUCAAAUUUAGGAGAAUCGGCCAAACUAAAUAAUUUCCUGACAUCAGACCAGGAAGAAGGUCGACAGCAUGAACGACGUGAGGUUCACGAUAAUCCUCAGUCUCUAAGUGAAGCACCCGGAUCAGGUCAGAAACUCUUUCUGCAAGUCCACAAUCCGGAUGUUACGCAACUCCAAGAAGAAUUUCGUCGAUUCCAAGAGGAAUCUCUUCAUAACCAAGCCGAAUUGUUGGUUCGAAUUAACGAUUUAACAAAAUUAGUUAAGCAAGUACUUUCGGCAACUGGUACUGUUCCGUCCCCUUCAACAUGGCCAUUAAGAACAUUGGAGGAUUUUAAAACUGUGGACGAAUUAAUUAAAGAUCCGAAAAAUUUUGCUGCCGAGUUCAAAGCAUUGACAAAGAUUCGUGGAGGAUCUUUAUUAAACCAUAUCUAUUCGACACUGGGUUCGAUAUUUGCUCAUGAGUUAGCACUUCAGAUAAGGUGGACUGAUGCUUCGGGAAAAGUUCAACUCCAAGGGUCAGAAUUGGCGAGACUUGUUAGAGAGGCGGUAAAGUUUACUCGAGAGGAGGACCAAGACGCGACCGACAAGAACAUUAACUCAAUAAUUGCAAAAUGGUUCCGACAAUCCCCUGAUCGGAAAGGAGGCAGCGGAUCUAGGAGAAACGUUAGCAGCGAUGGAAACACCGAGGAGAACCAUGGAGAGGAAAAUACAGAAGAAGGUGCAGGCGUCACUUCUGAAAAUCAGGCAGGCAACUUGUUGUAGUGUUGACGCACAUGAAAAUAAUUUAGACAGUAUGGAGGUUAUCGACUCACACGAAAAUAAUUUAGAUAGCGUGGAUGUUUUUAACGAUUCAAGUAGUAGUAGUGUAACUGAUUCACCUCCUAAUUAUUUAAUUAGCCAACAAAUUACAGAUGAUUUAGUUGAUGGCCCAGUAUUAGGAAUAGAAUUAGAGGCAUACCGCUCUAUAACUGUAUCAAAAAAGUCGCAACUAGUGAAUUGGGCAUUGACACAUAAUGUUACCCACUCAGCUCUAUCUGAUUUAUUAGGUUUAAUUAGAAAUUGGCUUCCUAAUGAUAAUUUUCCAGUUGACCCCAGAACACUUCUCCAAUCCCCUAAACAAAUAACUUUAGUCCCUCUCGGUGCUGGGGAAUUUUUCCACUUCGGUAUAACUCCCCAUAUAAAUUCCUUUCUGAACCAACAAAAUUUGUUCAGCUUUUCACUGCCAAAAUUUGAUAGCUUAAAUUGUUCUAAUCUAUUGACCAUAACUAUUGGCAUCGAUGGGCUUCCUAUUUCAAAGAGCUCAACGUACGAAUUUUGGCCCAUUCUUGGACGAAUUGACCAAGAUAAAACAUCACAAGUUUUUGUGAUUAGUUUAUAUUGUGGACUUAAAAAACCAGACAAUAUCGAAAGUUUUUUGGGCCCCUUUGUUAAUGAAAUGAAUAGUUUAGAACAAAACGGAUUACAAUUUAACAAUACACUCUUUAAUAUUAGAAUUCGCUGCAUUGUUGCCGAUGCUCCUGCUCGUAGUUUUGUGAAAAACAUAAAAACGCACAACGCAUAUUUUGGAUGCGAACGAUGUUACCGGCGUGGGAAAUGGUAUCGAAAUAGAGUAACAUAUCCAAUUAAAAAUAAGGCUGAUGCGUAUACAAAUGAUUCGUACAGGCAACGGUGGUACCAAUCUCACCAUAAGGGCACCUCGCCUUUAGAGAUUUUAAAACUGGACAUGAUUUUUCAGAUUCCACUCGACUACAUGCAUUUAGUUUGCUUAGGAAUCAUGAAAAAAUUGUUAACUGUUUGGGUGGAAGGACCGCUUCCUCACAAACUUUCCGUUAAACAAGUAAGGUUGAUUUCAAAUAAACUUGAGGCAUUUAGAAAAUAUAUUCCAUCAAAUUUUAGUAGGAAAUGUAGAGGUUUGGAUCAACUUCGUCAUUUCAAAGCUACAGAAUAUCGAACAUUUUUAUUGUACAUAGGGCCAUUUUCAUUAAAAAGGGUUUUGACUACAGAAAAAUUCGAUCAUUUUCUACAUUUACAUACAGCUAUGUAUAUAUUAGCAACUGAAACCCAAUCUAAUGAAUGGCUUAACUUUGCAGAACAAUUAAUAGAUAAAUUUGUUUCACUAAUUCCAAAGCUAUAUUAUAAAGAAAUGAUGGUGUACAAUUUUCACAGUUUAACUCAUAUCACUGACGAAGUUAGAAUUCAUGGCUGUUUAGAUAGAUUUAGUGCUUUCGAAUUUGAGAGUUUCAUGCAAAAAAUUAAGCGUCUUUUAAGAAGCAAUUCUUGUCAUUUAUCCCAGGUGGUCAAGCGUCUGGAAGAAAUUACUCGAAAUAAUUUUAAUCACACAACUGCUGCUGGUAAUUUUACGCGAGGCAAAUCUCUAUCAAUUAAUGAUAGAGAUAACUGCUAUUUAACAGACGAUGGCAGAUAUUGUAUUAUUAAAUGCCUUAACCCUUUAUGUGUACAGUAUUUAGAUGUAUGCGAUAUUAAGUGGUAUAAAACUCAAAGUUCUAAAUUAGGCGUUUGUAAAGUUUUUAAAUUAUGUGAAACUGUGGAAAUUCAUAUUAUAAAAUUAAGGAGAAAAUGUAUGUUUUUAAGGAAAGUAGAUAGUGAUCUAGGGUAUAUUGUUCCGUUAUGCAAUUCUGAUUGUUGUAAGUAGAUUAUAUAUUUAUACUCUAUAAAUUGUGAAUUUGUUCUUUAACAUAAUAAAUAUGUAAACCAUU
Folsomia candida is the source of this 4849-nucleotide messenger RNA. RefSeq lists its product as uncharacterized. The coding region runs from base 2010 to 2894 and encodes 294 amino acids. NCBI's taxonomy places the organism in Eukaryota, Metazoa, Arthropoda, Collembola, Entomobryomorpha, Isotomidae. The record is from RefSeq and is a predicted model, not a curated record. The transcript is spliced from 8 exons.